Arabidopsis thaliana (thale cress) is the source of this 913-nucleotide messenger RNA. Its product is annotated as Protein Transporter, Pam16. NCBI's taxonomy places the organism in Eukaryota, Viridiplantae, Streptophyta, Magnoliopsida, Brassicales, Brassicaceae. The coding region runs from base 314 to 622 and encodes 102 amino acids. The transcript has 5 exons. The record is from RefSeq and is marked reviewed. Gene Ontology annotation, cellular component: mitochondrial inner membrane; TIM23 mitochondrial import inner membrane translocase complex; mitochondrion. Gene Ontology annotation, biological process: negative regulation of defense response; protein import into mitochondrial matrix.
UUUUAUAAAUAGUGGGCUUAACUUUUUACAUGUAGGCCCAAAUCAUCUUCCGACGUCGGUUAGGGUUCUUGUUGAUGAUAUCACCUGAAACUCUGAGUUUCUCUCUCCGCCUCCGUCAUAGAACGCAGAACUGGGUGGAUCACCGUGGUCGUCAAAUUCCUAGCUCCUCGACUCCAAAAAAAAAUCAUAAACGUAUUACCGUCUCUUGUUUUCCUCGUAUUAUAUCGGUCGAAGUCUCCAAUCAUCGGUCUGAGUAAUCUCUGACAAUGCAUUUGUGUGCAAGGCUGCAAGAGUUUUGGCAAGUGUGAUUGUGAUGGGCUCUGGAAUCAUAGCCAGGGCUUGUACUCAGGCAUAUCGUCAGGCGCUUGCAAAUGCAUCAAAAACCGGGGUUGCGCAUGAAGCGACACAGACUAUUAAGAGAGGGUUGACUAUAGGUGAAGCAGAAGCUAGACAGAUUCUUGGUGUAACUGAGAAAUCAUCUUGGGACGAGAUUCUUAAGAAAUACGACACGUUGUUCGAACGCAAUGCGCAGAAUGGAAGCUUCUAUCUCCAAUCUAAGGUCCAUAGAGCUAAGGAAUGCUUAGAGACUGCAUACCAGAAGAGUACAACAACAAGCGCAUGAACAAGCAAUAAAACAAUAGGAGCAAAUCAGGAACAUAUCUUUUGAUACAAGUUAUAGUUUUAGGACAGAAGUUUGAAAUUGAGUGGAGAUAGCCGCAAAAGUUGAAAUUGAGACAAGGUCGGUGAUGGCCGGAAUGCUGCCAGUAACCGACUCACCGGCGUUGUUAAAAGUCUUGUUAUUUUGUUUAAUAAUAUUGACUUUUCUAGUUCUUAGGUAAACUAGUUGAAUUCUAGCAUGUCUAUUGAAUUAUCUGAGUUUGAAAAAUCCGUCUACUUCAUUUUAAUUACCAAA